Cuscuta europaea is the source of this 13126-nucleotide messenger RNA. The record is from the annotation of a GenBank genome assembly. NCBI's taxonomy places the organism in Eukaryota, Viridiplantae, Streptophyta, Magnoliopsida, Solanales, Convolvulaceae.
AAAUAUGUGGCUUACAUUGAUGAAGAGUGUCUCUCUUGCAAAACAUAUGUUACGUUGGACACGACCGGAUCAAAUAAAGUUUGCAAGGCGAGCACGUACGUACGUGUUGAGGUUUGAUCCCGCAGAUCCGAAAGCCCAACACGAACUUUGGAUAUAUUAGGAAUUGGUCGAGAAUCAAGUACGUAAAAGAAAUAUAAAAGAUGGAUAAUCGAAUGCUCAAAAACCCACUUCUAUUAAUUAACCUGUUUGAUUACAAAGAAAUUUCCCGAACGACACGCCGGAUUUGUGCUUAAUACAAGAAACAAGAGUAAUAAGGCUAUUCUAGGGCUUGAGUAUUAAAAUGCUAACCCUUACAAUGAUAUUAAACCUUCUAUUUAUACUAAUGGAGAGUAUGGGACGCUUUAUGCUGAUUGGCUGACGUUCCACCGACUUGAUCACUCAUGCCUCCACUUGCUGAUGUCACAAUUCGGCAUUGAUUGUGCCUGGCCACCUCUGGUUGUCCAUUGCCCGAACGGGAUAAUGGGCCCUGUGUAAAACAUUGUUGAUUUGGCCCAAGUAUGAUGUAUGACCCGAACCCCGUUCGGUAUGAAUAUCUCAUUGGGCCUACUUAUCAUAGGGUAGUGGGCUCGUUGUUUGGGCUGGAUAUCCUGGACCUUUAAUCCGGGUAUUGGGCUUCCGGGCCAAUAUCCCAACACGAGUCCCCCACUUCCGAUGUCUUGAAUGACAAUGAGUACAUUAGGAAGUAUAAGUGCCAUAAUAUAAAUGCCGAAUGGCGAUCGGGAUACAGAAAUGGUCAGUUCCCCAUACUGUGAUUUGACGGCUGUCGUUUGAGUUUUCCCAUAUUCAUCAUGAUUGUUGGUCUUUGCUCUUCCAUGCGACACGUGUUAUUUCAAAUGGUUCAAGUGACAUGUCUCUAUUUGAUUAGUCUUCGAUACGGCGCUUGUAAGGCUAUAAAUUAGCCUUUAGCUCCACGAAUCCGGGUUUCGAAUUUUCAAUCUCUUCGUGCCUUAGCUCUGCCUUUUCUCUCAACCCCUUCAAGCCUUUCGUGUCCAGGUACUUCUCAUCCCUUUAAUUCUCUCUUUUCUUUGAUCCGAUCGGUAUGAGUUCUCAACUACGUUUCGAUUCGGAAAUGGCUUCCCAAGGGGAAGACCAUGAUGUGGAGGUUAUCACCGUCCCUUUUGUUGACGGCUCCAAUGCGGCGACGGCAGAGACCGGCAGAGACGGAGGAUCCCUCCGGCAGUUCUUCUUCCUCCGGUGAAGAUUCCAACGACACCAAGUCUGAUGAUGAACUGGCUUCCAUGGCGGCCGGACGUCCAAGCGAUUUCCCUCGUCACACGCUUGACCUAAGACUGAUUAGGGAGAGGCGGCAAAAACUGACUUCUCACAACAGGGCCGAAAUCUCGGCCCUAAUCCUAGACCCAGUGGACUUCCGAUUGCGAGCUGGGCUUCACCCAAUGCGCCAUACCCCUGGGAUGGUUGUAGUCCACUUCGAUUCAGUUAGGCCUGGGCUUAGGUUUCCAUUGCAUUCCUUUUUCGUUUCAUUUUUCAAUUUCUACGAAAUUGUACCGGCCCAAGUCAUGCCGAACUCCUAUCGGGCAAUGGCGGGCUUUAUUUGCCGUUGUAAAGAUGUCGGUGCCUCGCCGACCCUAGACUUAUUUCAUCAAUUUUUUAAAGUGGCCCCCCAACAAACACAUGGAUAUCUGGCCACUAGUGCCCGAACGGGACAUAUCCUGUUUAAGGGCAAUCCGACUUCAAUCAAGGGGUGGAAAGAUCGGUUCUUCUUUGUGUCUGUCCCGGACGGCCUGAUCCCUCACAAAUGGAAUGCCUUCCCUCGCAAAUCUCCCGAUCCAGUCCUUACUGAGGAAAUUUACAAGGAUGUGUUCGCUGUGGAGAAAGACAGAUGUUGUGAUAUCAUGAGUUACUUGACUCCCGAUCGGCUUGUCGAAGCCGGGAUAGGUAUUGCCCGUUCUCUUAGGUUUACUUGUUUUGAGAAUCAAGUGCCAUGGUCCGGGCGGUCCUUCUCGUGCGAGCAACGUUCUCUUCUUCUUUGUUUCCCACGUGAUAAGGCCGCUCGAUACUAACAUUUUCCUUUGUUAUUUUUUAGCUCCCAAUCCAGACGCUACCAUGGAUAACAGCCGCGUCCUUGUUGCCGGUGGGGUUGGGAAAAGGAAGAAGUCGAAGAAAAAUCCCAAGCCCCAACCCUCUACUACUGCUGCUCAAAACCCUGAGCCUUCUCAGGCCGUUCAGGAGCCACAACCCAUACAACAGGUCCCCCAUCAUGACCAGUAUGAAGACAUGAUGAUUGGCGAUCGGUUCAGAUCUGACCAACUUCAUCAACUCACUGAGCAUUUUCAGGCUGACCAGGGUGCCACCACAAGUAUGGGCAAAACUCACACUGAUAAUCUCACUGGCCAGGUCGAACGGAUCUCUCUAUCAGAUCCUGUUCAUGAGGUGUUGGAGAAAGCUGGUUCCUCUGCGAGCAAAAUCUGGUCAACAUCCUCAUGGUUUAAUAACUUUGCAAUUCCCCAACUGCCGGUCGAGCAAUCUGAAGAGUGCUUGGCCCUGGCUGCUCUGAAGGUAUCUUAUUUUUCCUUAUGCUUUGUUUCUUAUUUUAUUCUUCCUUACAUAUUAUUUCAUUCAUUAUUUCCCGAACGGCGCUCUGUAGGUGGGAUUGUACACCUUGCAAAUGAGAGAUGCUCGUCUGGCCAAGGAACGGGGUUUGAUUGUUGCCCAGACCUCCGCUGAGCAAAAAGCUGCUGCUACUCUUACAAUAUUGGAGGCCGAACGGAAAGCCUUUGCGGAGGAAAAGCAAAGGCUGGUAACUGAGCUCGGCACCCUCCGAGUUCAACUGGCUGCUUCCCAGGCCAAGGUGUUUGCUGCUGAGUCCGCCCAGGUCAAGUUAGAGGAGAUGCCCUCUAGCAUCCCGGACGGCCCAUAUGAGGUGAGUGUGGAUUUGUCCGCCGUUCGGGAAGCAUUUAAAUCUUCAGAUGAAUUCUCCCUCAUUAAGGAAGACUAUGCCAGGCAGCAAGUCCCGGCUGCUUUUGGUGCUUUUUGGAAGACUUUUCCCAAAGGAGCCAAACGGCUUAAAGCAGGAGUGGAUCUCCUUGAUAAGGAUCCCGAGAGUAAGAAGUGGAAUGAUUCCAUUGUCUCAGAUUUCUACGCCAAGAUUGGCCAAGUCCUUCUACGCCCCUUCGUGGAUCAGCUUCAGAAUCAAAUUGGGAGACCAGUUCAGGCUGCCGAUCUUCCCCGGGCCGAGAUAAUUCAAGCUCAAUUUGAGAAGUACGAGCGGGAUCUCCAGAGGGAGGCUGAUCGCGCUGCAGGGAGGGAGCCUGAACCUCCCUCUGAUGAAGACGAUGAUGAAGAUGAUGAUGAAGAAGAAAAGGCCUCUGGACAUUAGUGUAGAAUUUAGAAUCUUUUGAUGAUUGUAAUUUCCCUUUCUUCUCGUAGUUUGUACUUUCCGGCCGGUAGAGCUGAUGAAUACAAUCUUUUUGCCCAAUGCUUUAUCUAAUUCUCUGUUUCUUUAUAUUAAAUUCGGCGCAUACUCAUUCAGAAUUCGGUUCACUUCAUAAGGCAUCUGUUUUUUCUUGUUUUUCUAUAGUUUGUAUAUCUGCGUUGAGCCGUUCGAUAUUCGGCCAGUUUCGUAGUACUUAACUGUUUUCCAUGCCUUUUGCUGCCUCCCUGUGUAAUCGUUCGAGAUAUGGCCGAUUUUGUAGCACUUAGUUGUUGACAUACUGUUUUGUUCACUCUUUGUCUGCUUCUCCAUGUUAACCCCUGCUUUACAUUGUUCAGAAUUCGGUCCACCUGGCGGGAUUCGUCUUUCUUGUGUAUUUCACAUUCGAGAUGCAGUAUAUUUUGUUGUACUUGGUCGUUUUCAUCCAUCAUUUUUCUUCUUUGUUGUUUUUUUUAAUAUACGAACACCCAUAAUUACCCGUUCGGUCUAUUAAAAGAGUUCAUCCUCAUUUUCGGGUACUGCUCGGAUUCUGUUUCUAUGGAUUCGACAUCACUUUCAGAGCCUCAAAACAUACAUCCCUGUUCGACGUUCAUUCGCUUUGCUCGGUUAACCAUAUUACUCGCAACCAUAUCCCGUUCGGGAUACGUGCUUAAUAUUUAGCCAUAAAUACGCCAUGAUUACUUACAACCACACAACGCCACGUGUUGUUUAUGGAUUAGGGUUUUGGGCGGCGCUUUCCCUAUAAAUAGAGAGGUGCUUACCUCUCAUUUUUUCUGUUGUUUCUCCAAUUCUCUCUCGCCUUCCUCUAAGCUUUCUCUCUCUAGAACUCUCAAACUUCCUGUUUUAUAUGUUCUUUUCCUCCGGUUCUUCAGAAGAAGAAGAUAUGCCGCUCAUUUGUCGUCCUAGAGGGAAGGGUUUAUCUGUUGACAAAUUUGGGGGUUCAUCAUCCCAAGUACCUGAUACCGCCAAUCUUAAAACCAAUCUGCCCGAACAGCCUGUCCCAGAUGAUGGGUGUCUAUCGGGCGAUGAUGUGGCUACUUAUAACAAGGGAAUGCCCGAACAGCCACCCUGCAUUCCUCUGCACUUCCUCCGAUGCCAUGAGUUGGGCAUCGCUCCUAGUGUAGACUUGUUCCUGCACCACUACUGCUAUCAGUCCUACUGGACCACAGGGUAUCUCAAGUUGGUAGCCCGAUCUGAUCGUCAGGUGUUUACGGAAAACCCUACACCGCCGGCUGACUGGGAGGAGAGGUUCCUCUUUGUUCGUGUAGGUACACCACUUCCAUUCCCCGACCGGUGGAAUGCGUAUCCAGUUCGGGAUUCUGAAACUAGACCUGAUGAAAUUCUGCUUUUGCAAUCUAAAUCUCUGUGUUUGGGAGGUUCACGGAAUCUUCGUUCUUUCAUUACUCCUUCCAAUUUGCUAACCGCUGGGAUUGGUAAGAUUGGUUUUGUCUCAACCCGUUCGUUCUCAAUUUUAAACUAUUAUGACUUUAUUUCCUUUUUCGCAGGUGUGAUUCCUUCUACCGCCGUUCGGCGAUCUACCCCUACCUCUACUUCGCCGACUUCCAUGGUGAAAGGCAAGGAGAAAAUAACGGUCUGGGCUUUGAAUGAUGCCGAUCAGGCCCGGAAGAAGCGUCGGGGUAAUGAUGGUGGCCAACUCAUCCCGGUCGAUCACGUGGUGGAUCUGACCGGCCCGGAGGUUGAACCAAAAAGAUAUGUCCUUCCUCCCAAACCCAAAACCCCAGUUCUUGCUGACAUGUCGGUCAAUGAUCGGAUGUUUAUUGAGUUUUCAAACAUGGGGCCUCGAGCAGAGAGACGAUAUCUGUUCGGGCAAAUGCCCUCUUCUAUGUGGUGCAGUACCGCUCUGAAGGUUCCCCCCAGCUUCUCCAAUUUGACUCAUUGGUCUGACCUGAUCGAGGCAGUUCACCAAGAGGCACUCAAGGUACAUUUCGUUUUGAUUCAUGCUUCUCUAUUUUUAAUUUUUUCAUCUCGUCUGACUUUGUUUGCCACUUGUUUGCAGGCCGGCGUAUACUAUCAUCGGGCUUUUCUGGCGGCCGAACAGGAGAUGAAGCUCCUGACCAGUGAUCGGGAAGAUGGCCAGGUUCUUCUUUCCGCCGCUCGGAAGCUGGCCGCAGAUUUGCAAGAUCGCGUCACUGAGGGUGAGAAGGCGAAAGCUGCUCUGGCUGCGAUGGAAGAAAGGACCCGACGUCGUGAUCGGGAAAUUAAAGAGCCAAGGUGCGGGCGGCUGAAUCUCCUGGGGUAAAAUUUGAUAAGCCCGAAGCGGAAAAUCCUCCUGAGCCAUAUACUGCCAAUACCUCGAAGAUCAGUCAACAAGCCGUAAUUGAGUAUCAACGGGGAAAAGGGCUGAACAUCGCUCUGGAAAAUACCGCUCGGCAAUUUUUGGGACCUCAUCUUGGUCAAUUCUUGCGUGAGAGCGAAGAUCCCAUUAGGGCAGGGAUCGAUCUUCUGGAUAGCACGCCUGAAGGGACGUCUUUCUUGGAUGUUCUGUCUGAGAAGACUGUGAAGCAAAGUCAGGAUCUGCUUCUAGACAGAAACCUUGAUCUGAUGUUAAAGUAUUUCCCCAAGCCAUUCGAUCCUGACGAACUGGGUUUUGACGAUCUGUUUGGGAAUACCUACGACCGGGAUGUGGAGAUGAGGAAGGAAGCAGUGCCUGAUGAUGCGGCGUAGGAUGGGAGCUCUCAACCCCUAUCUUCCCCGAACGGCGAUCAUCCAGUAGUAUAGGUCUUUGCAUUUUCUUUUUAUUUUGUAUCUUCCGGACAGUAGUGCCGAAGAAUAAACUGGAUACUUUUCUUUAACCGUGUUGAUGCAUUGCUUUUCUGUUUUUUGAUUCCUGUCCUUUCUCCAAGUUCAUAGUUAGGAUUCCCCGUUUAACAGUCCAUGUUACCGAACAUCACUCGGCUCGUUUAUAUCUAUAUUUCUGACACUAUUUCCAAGCCGUUUUGAUCCCUCUGUUCGUUCGUAAGGACAGGGUCAAAUUCUAUUAGCUGAAAUAAUGGCUCCCUCCAAAUUGUUAAGACGUUCGUCAUUCGGUCAUCCGGAAUGAUUUCACAUAUUAAAAGCUGAGAUGAGACUUUUUCUCUUCCAAACCCAUAAUUCCGAUGCAUUCCGAACAGUUUUUUCUGACUCGUAUCAUCCAUAUUAGGGGUUUGAGGUGACCAUUUUCAAACUAUAAGCAAGAUCACCGGAUCGGGUCAUUCCUUACUUAUAGCUAAAAUGGCGACUCACUUCCAAAUCAAGUUAAUGACUGAGGCGAGAUUUUUCAAAACCAUAGUUCCGAUUCCACGGAUGACAAUCCAUGUUACCGAACGUCGCUCGGUUUGUCCAUACUUAUGGUUUUGACACCAUCUCCAAGCCGUUUUGAUCCCUUUGUCCAGUCGUAAAUACAGGGUCAAAUUCUGUUAAUUGAGAUGAUGGCUCCCUCCCCAGCUCUUAACCCGUUCGUCAUUCGGCCAUCCGAAAUAAUUGUACGUGUUAACAGCUGAGGUGAGAUUCUCUAACAUCAAACUCCAAGCCGUUUUGAUCCCUUUAUCAAUUCGUAAUUACAAGGUCAAAUUCUGUUAGCUGAGAUAAUGGCUCCCUCCAAACUGCUAACAUGUUCCUCGUUCGGUCGUCCGAAACGAUUUCCAUGUUAACCGCUGAGAUGAGGCUCUCUGAGCAUCGAACUCUAAGCUGUUUUGAUCCCUCUUAUGAUCACAGGGUCAAAUUCUGUUAGUUGAGAUGAUGGCUCCCUCCAAACUGUUAACCUGUUCGUCAUUCAGUCAUUCGGAAUGAUUUCACAUGUUAAAAGCUGAGAUGAGACUCUCUGGAAGUUAUGUCUCCCUCUCUUUAUAUACAAUUUUUUUUUCAGAGGUGGCAACAGCCAUUUUUAUUGAUAAAACUUUCUCAAAUGUUCCACAUUCCAUGUUCCUGCCGGUCGACCUUCGGUACAUUGUAGGUCAAACGUUCCCGAGGCAUACUUUUUGCAGACCUGAUACGGGCCUUCCCAAUUUUGUGCAAUUUUUUCACCUUCGAGAGGUUUGCUUUUUUCUCGUUUCUUUAAGACCAGGUCCCCUACUUUGAUUGAACGAACUUUGACUUGCUUGUCAAAGUAUCUUCUCGUAGCUCUGUGAUAUUCCUCCAUACGUGUAGCCGCUAGAUCUCUUCUUUCUUCUAUGAAUUGUAAUUCAGUCCGUAGGUUGUCCUCAUUCCGCUCUGGAUUGUAAUGCACCGUUCGGGGUGUGGGAACUAGGACCUUUGUUGGUAUUUUGGCCUGGAAGCCGUAGGCGAGGGCACAUGGAGUUUCUCCCGUGGUCGUUCGGGGUGUUGUCCUAUAUGUCCAUAAGAUGUAAUUCAUUGAUCCGGCCAUGAUGAGGAGUAUUCUUCCAGUUUCUUCUUCAUGCCGUCCAUGAUGGUACGGUUCAUAUUUUCUACUUGGCCAUUCGCCUGGGGGUAUGCCACGGAUGCUCUGGAAUGCUUGAUCCCCCACUUAAUGAGGUAGUUCUCAAAACUCCGGCUUACGAACUGCCUUCCAUUAUCUGUUAUGAUCUGUUCGGGGAGGUCGAAACGGCAAAUGAUAUUCUUCCAGACAAACUUUUGGCAUUUGACGUCUGUGAUGCUAGCCAGUGGUUUGGCCUCCACCCAUUUGGUGAAAUAAUCUAUCCCGACAAUGAUGUACUUAUGGUUCCCGGGGGGCAGUAGGUAGGGGCCCUAGCAGGUCAAUCCCCCAUCUAACAAAAGGAAGAGCAACAGUCAUCGGAGUGUAGAAAGUGGUUGGCCGCCCGGGGACCGGUGCAUAUAGCUGGCAAACUUUACAUUUCCUAGUAUGCGUAAAACAGUCUUGUUGGAUGGUCGGCCAAUAGUACCCUUGCAGGAUGAUUUUUCUGGCCAAUGUCCUGGGUCCUUGAUGGCUUGAGCAGAUGCCUUCAUGAAUUUCUUCCAUUACUACAGCUGCUAGACCGGGAGGAAGGCAUUUUAGAUAAGGUCCCCCAAAUGUCUUCUUGUACAACUGCCCAUCCACUAGCUCGAACAUGGAGGCCCUCCUCUGAAUGCUCUUUAUCUGAUAAGCGGGAUUUUUAUCCUGUGGGAGGGUUUCGUCUUUCAGGUAGUUGGUCAUAUCUAUGACCCAAUUAGGAAUAGCAUAAGAUAUGGCCUCGACCUGGAGCACCAUGAUUGCUGGGGUUGCUAAGGUUUCCCGAUGGGCAAACCGUUGGAUAUGAGCUGGAAACUCCUGUACCUAAGACUGUCAACCGACCGGUCAAUCUCUGCACCUCUUUGAGGUUCCUAGGAGCUUCCAUAUCCAUGAUCGCUUUUACCUUUUCAGGAUUAGGCUCAAUACCCUUCUCGCUUUUACCUUUGAGAUUCAGCCUCAUGUUUGCCUUUUGCAUUAUCACGAACACCUUUUCUAUGUCCAGGACAUGAUUUUCCUUCUUCCGGCUCUUGAUCAGGAUGUCAUCAACGUAAGCCUCCAUUGUGACUCCCAAUACUUCAUUGAACAACAUCCCAAUCAUCAUUUGAAAAGUAGCCAUCGCGUUUUUUAAUCCGAAUGGCAUGACAAUAUAGCAGAACACACCAUCCGAAGUAACGAACGCUGUUUUUUCUGCAUCAUCUGGGUGCAUGAAAAUCUGAUGAUAUCCCCGGAAUGCGUCCAUGAAACUCAACAAAUCACACCCGGUUGUCUCAUCCACUAACAGAUCGAUCCUCGACACCGGAUAUGGGUCCAUUGGACAGGCUUUAUUCAGAUCCGAGUAAUCCACGCACAUCCUCCAAGUUGAUUGUUUUGGCGCAAGCACCACAUUGGAUAACCACUUGACAUGGAUCACCGGCCCCGACCAGAGAAAGCAUGCACACUCUGGUCCCAGUGGCCAAAGACGGGGCAAGAAACCAUGGCAACCGAGGACAGACGUACCGAGGACUCCACUCACACACUCGGUGAGUACCAUCCUCGACUAUGCGGAGGAGUAGGAUCUCAUCCUCAGAGAUCCCCACCCGACCAAGGAAAUAUACGCCGUCCACCUGGGCGGCACCUACUACCGCUACCACAAGAACACCUCCCACAACACCGACGAUUGCGUCACGCUAAAGCGAGCCAUCGAACGCUUGAUUCGUCGGGGGAACUCUCCCAAUUUGUUAAAGGUGCCCCACGAAAAAACAUGUGGGUGAGCACUGGCAAUAAAGGGGGAAUCCUCGACGAAGAAGCGUGAGAUCGGUAGGCUGAGCGAUGACGACGACUUCGAGGAGCCCCAGCCAAAGAAGUAUCACAUCCACACCAUCUGGUGAAGUUCUAUCAAUAAUCCGAAGGAAGUGCGCCGGCAGAGCCCCCCACCCCUCGGUAAAAAGCUCGAAAAAGAAGCUAACGCCUGAACGGGUUGUUGAUAGAUUACCACCCUCGGCCAUGAGCCACUUAUAUCAAUAGCAAGUUCUGUUCCGCUUAUUUUUUGUAAAUUUAAGUAAAGGAUGCCACACAACACAGCAUAUCAUAUCGACUCCUUAGAGCGAAACGCUCAGGUAUGGCCGACGAUGUCCCAGGACGAGGGGCCCGCAAAAUGGCCUGCGUCUUGAAACGGGAAGCUCACCGCGUCAUCCUCGCGCUAAAUCACAGGGAGAAAGGCCUGAAAGAUAUGGCUGAGGUGAUAAAAUCCCCACACUUGGGGUUGGGAAACGGCAGUCGUCGGUAACCGACCAAAAGCCUAGCCCGCACCGUAAAUAGAUGACGGGACCCCCCAAGAUUAAGGGACGAUCCACCACCAGAGGGCUAACAACUUCCCUCCUGGACUCCCUAUCAGACGAGGAAAUAGCAACCCCGUCAACCGAGCCUGAAAGAAGGAUCCCACACUCCUCGCUCAAAGAAGUAAGAGGAAGUCAAAAGAGGGAAGUCGAGGACCGUGCACUCGCCAGCCUCGAGCGAAAUCCUCACAAAUCAAAAGAGGGACAGUCGAAGGACCGUGCACUCGUCGGCCUCGAGCGAAAUCCCCACAAAUCAAAAGAGGGAAGCCGAGGACCGUGCACUCGUCGGCCUCGGGUGAACUCCCCACAAAUCAAAAGAGGGACAGUCGAAGGAACGUGCACUCGCCGGCCUCGAGUGAAAUCCCCACAAAUCAAGCCAAAUAUUCUGCUAAGUAUGUAUCAUGCAAAUACUAUGCAUUAUGGACGAAGCAAGACCAUACAUGCAGAUCAGAUGAAGGACCAGGCCUGAAUCGAUCUUUAAUCAUUAAUCUUUUAAAUUGAAUUUUGCUUCUAGUUGUAAUUUUGCAAAUUGGCAUAUUUUAGAACACAAUCACCUUUCUAUAUAUAUAGAAAAAGCUCCAACAAUUUAUCCAAAAAAAAAAGAAAAAGCUCCAACAAUUUGUGAUAGCCCGUGACUAAGAUUAAAUUAAGAAAAGUCCUUUGUCAUUCCUCAGAGAUACGAUACUCGGGGGGAAACCGAAAAGUUAAACUCCGUUUUACUACAACGCCGCGAAAAAGCGGUUUAUCAGCCAACCAGAAACCCAUCUAGUGACCACCGCUGGUAACUUGCCCAAUGACUCCACCCCUUCCCCUAUUACUCUUAUAGUGAAUGCCAUGCAGUAACCUAUUUAGUAAAUGCCAACCACUUAGUGACUACCGCCAUCGCCACCGUCUCGGCCAGUGACCACCAACCUCUCUCCCGCCACAUGUUCCAGUCACUAUCCCAUUCCCGACUACUACCCCAAAGCCCUAGCUCUGCCGCAUCGCCUACACCAAGUCCGCCGCAACAACUGCCCCACUAAUUGCCGCUCCCACCCUCCGACAACCCGACCCCCAUCCAUGCCUUACCCCUCCCCUAGUCCGCCACUGCCAAUCCCCCCGAUCUGUAGCCCAGAUUCCCUUGCGCUCCCCCACGCACACAUACCACAUAUCCUCUACCUCUAGCAUCGAUAUGUAAUCGUUGCCAACUUGUAACCUCUAUCGAUAGACAAAUCUAACGAUGACGGUGAUGGUUGAAAUAAUAGUAAAAACCAAACAUGACAUCAACAAUCGAAGAGGAUGAGAUGUGUCGUGUGUCGGUGAGAUGCUUCAGAUCUUCAAUAGCUAUGGUUUGCGAGAAAGAAAGGAGAAGAAGAGGAAGAAGAAGGCUUGAAGAUGACAUCGAACGAUUACGAUGAGGGGGUAGGUGACGGACGAGUGGGCGACGGCGUUUGUUGUUGACCUGAGCCACCGAUGUUGGAGUGAGAGCAAUUGGCCGGCAAGAUGGAGAGCGGUUGAAGGCUAACGAAGUUGUGGCAAUGAAGGGGGAAAGGAAAUUAAUUAGGGAUAUUUCACUUUGUGGAAUUGUUUAAUUUAGAGGUGGUGCAUGGUAGCAACUAGCAAGGCAUUAUCGGCGGUGGCACACCUCCUGUUGUCCGUUAAGGUAGAUGCAAAUGAUAGGUGCGGAGGUUUGGGCAGCUCUUGUUGACCUCUGCAUUAAAUUCCCGUAACAAUCAAUAAUUAAUCAAGGUCACGUUUUUGGGAAAAAGGAAAAGAGCAAUACUUUUGGAAUUCAAAAGUCUAACAAUAAUAUAUAGAGGUCAUUUUUUCAUGAUUUUUUCUAUUCUUUUUUUUUUUGCGAUGAUGAUUUUUUCUAUUCUGGUCUGAGAUUGAAUAGUAAGUAUAGACAUCCCAAAAAUUACACAUCCACCUAUAUAUUUUUGAAUCGCAUUUGCCUCUCGUAACUGCAUGACUCAUAUUAGAAUAAGGAAUCAAUUUCUUGAAUUAUGAUAUUUUAAUUAACAUGAGUUCUGGUAAUUCACGAGAGAAGUCUUUUUAAUAGUAUUAUUGAUUCUCAUAAUAAUAAUAUAUUUUUAAUUAAUAUUAUUUGAGAAUAUUGUAUUGUUUGAAUAAGUUAAAAGUUAUUGCUUAUGCAAUAGUUCUUUUAGAAAAGUGAAACUAAAUGAAUCGUGUGUUUUAAUGUGAACAUUUAUCUAUUGAAGUUUCAAUUGGGAUAGCCGGAUAGGGUAGGAGCAGUUGGAGGUGGAGGUAGAGUAGAAGUGGUUAGGGUGGGAGAAAUGGGGUAGGAGGUUGUUGAGGCAAGGUGGGAGUGUGGGGUAGAAGUAGGAGUAUACUUGUCAAUAUACAAAAGCUCAAUAUGUUUUUUGAUAAAAUGAGAGUGGAGUGCUACUAAGCAACAAUAUAAGACAAAAAGUGUUUAUGAGCUGACAUUUAUCCAAAAAAUUGUUAACUCUACUUUUGUUAUUAAGUUAAAAGUGAAAUUAACAUGAAGACUUACCCUUAAACAAACCAGACUUCAACAAUUGUAAAAUACAAUUAUACCUGACAUAGACUAGACUUAAACAGCCAGAUCAAACGAGAAAAGUUCAAUCCAAUUUAAAACAUCCUUAAAUUUGAAAUAAAUAAGAUCCAAAAAUUGUUUGUGUAUGUCAAUCCUAUGAGCGAAUAUGGCUUCAUGUUACUGCAAUACGUCAAUGUUACUGUUUUCUCAAUAAAAAUGAAGGAGUGAGUAUCAACAUUUGAAAUACUGCAAUCCUUAGGGGAAGAUUUCAAUGGAGAUGUAGUACAUGAAUGAUAUUGAUUAUCAAAUAUGUAUAAUUUUUUGUUUAUGUUGUUAGGCCAAGACAAAUGCACCUCAGAGUUUUGCUAGUGGUACAUAUAUUCUUACAAAAAGUCUUACAUCAUGGUAGUAGUGUUUAACACAUCAUAUCACUUUUUACACUUUUUACAGGUGAA